This is a messenger RNA of Diachasma alloeum, 1214 nucleotides long. RefSeq lists its product as uncharacterized. Lineage: Eukaryota; Metazoa; Arthropoda; Insecta; Hymenoptera; Braconidae. The transcript has 4 exons. Bases 135 to 662 code for a protein of 175 amino acids. The record is from RefSeq and is a predicted model, not a curated record.
CCCGUCACAGUGGCGGGAGCCAGUGCUUGACGAUUACCGAUAAAUUGUUUACUAAAUAUACCCCAUCUCGGUUGGAACCAUUCAGUGCUCUCGUGACCGUCUGAUACUUGAUAGAAUCAUCAAACACCUCCAAAAUGAUUACGGCGUUACCAGUGCCUUCGGUGAAGGUCUUUCACAAGACCUACUACCAUGAGAAAGGCCAGAGAAUUGGGAAUAGUCAGCCGGGCAGUCCACUCACGGAUAACGAGGCUGCACUGGCACUGAUGGAGAAGGAUGAACUCGAGUACUACUUUUGUGGAAAGAUAAACGCUCUUCACGUGGUGGUAUGUUCGCUGCUGGCAGGGGCCAUUGUUCUUGUGGUUGGACUGGUUCAGUUGGCGCCCGGUGCCGAGGCUGCACAAAACUCAACAGCACUCAUUGGCGGUGGAUGCGCCCUCUUGUCCAUUGGGGCACUCCUGGCACAGCUGAGAGCACUCUGGAUAAGGAGACAGAAGGCCGCACAGAAGGAUGGCACUCAUCAGAGAAGUGUCACGAGUAUAGACAUGCUUUUAGCACAGCACAGGGACUUCACCGUCCUAACACCGGACGAACUCGAGGAUCUCGUGGGCCGACCCACCCCAGCUCUUGAAAGCAAAAUUCGUAAACAAGGUCACAAUACCUAGGUAUUGCAAGCCUCGAAAAGGGUAACAUCAUCAUCACCCUGUGCAACAACACCCUCAUCGUUAUCCUCGUCAUCCGCAUCACCCGGUACCAGCUCCUCCAUUCUCUACACGCAUCGUUACGACUCACGUGAGCACAGUCUUGUCUGAGAAUAAACGUACGUAAACACCUGUGAAUAAAAUCCACACUUGAUACGUCAAAGAUGUCAAGGACUCGAGACACUAGACCAUUUAUCUGAGGAGAAUGUUUUCCGAAUGUACUGGUGGUUCAAAGAACACAUCCACAACGUCAUCGUUACCGUGAACAAUUCAACUUGGAGAAGUCCAAUUGAAUCAUAAAUAAUUGAUAAAAAAACUAAGGAAUUUGACAAUUUAAAUUGAUGAUAAUUUCGUCGAGCAUAAGUGAAUUAGAUUUUUAAUCAUUAAAAGUGUAAUAUUAUUUUCAUGGAAUUGUCGACGAGGCGUGUCCUUGAAGGACCAAUAAUGCGCAUUUACUUCUGGCGUCAAUGUGUUCGAAUUGUAAACAUUAUCUUGUAAUUCCUGGGGAAUACGAGU